AGUCGGCGGCGGGGGCCCGCGGUCGGUGCGCGACCCGGACUGGCGGUGGUUUCCGGUUCCGCGGGGCUGGCGGGCGGGCGGGCAGCCGGGAGCGGCGGCGGCGGCGGCGGCGCCCGACAGACAAUGAGGGCGGCGGGGCGGCGCUGAGCGGCGGCGGCGGCGAGCGACGCGGGGCCCGGGGGCGGGGCGGGGCGCCAGCCAUGGACAAUCAGUGCACUGUCCAGGUCAAGUUAGAGCUGGGACACCGUGCCCAACUGCGCAAGAAGCCCACCACGGAGGGGUUCACCCACGAUUGGAUGGUGUUUGUCCGUGGCCCCGAGCAAUGUGAAAUCCAGCACUUCGUGGAGAAAGUGGUCUUCCGGCUGCACGACAGCUUCCCCAAGCCCAAGCGCGUGUGCAAGGAGCCCCCUUACAAAGUGGAGGAGUCGGGUUACGCGGGCUUCAUCAUGCCCAUCGAGGUGUACUUCAAAAACAAGGAGGAGCCCCGGAAGGUUUGCUUCACCUAUGACCUGUUCCUGAACCUGGAGGGCAACCCGCCCGUGAACCACCUGCGCUGUGAGAAGCUCACCUUCAACAACCCCACCAUCGAGUUCCGGUACAAGCUGCUGAUGGCUGGCGGGGUGAUGGUAAUGCCCGAAGGAGCAGAAACGGUGUCCAGGCCCAGCCCCGACUACCCCAUGUUACCCACAAUUCCACUCUCUGCCUUCUCUGACCCCAAGAAGACCAAACCGUCCCACGGCUCCAAGGACGCCAGCAGGGAGAGCAGCAAGGCCUGCAAGACCCACAAGACCGCCAAGGAGCACCGGGAGCGGCCGCGCAAGGACUCCGAGGGCAAGGCCCCGUGCAAGGAGCCGGAGCGCGAGCAGGCCAGGAGCGCCAAGGACGCCGCGCGGAAGCUGGGCGAAGGCCGGCCGCCCAAGGAAGAGAAGGCCCCACCGGCCAAGGCCGCAUUCAAGGAGCCCAAGAUGGCCCUGAAGGAGACCAAACUGGAGAGCAUGUCCCCCAAGGGCGGGCCCCCGCCCCCGCCCCCCCCGAAGUCUUCCAGCAAGCGGCCAGCCGCCACCGACUCCCCCAAGCCCAGCGCCAAAAAGCAGAAGAAGAGCAGCUCCAAGGGGUCCAGGAGCGCCCCCAGCACCUCGCCCCGCACCUCAUCUUCCUCCUUCUCGGACAAAAAGCCAGCCAAGGACAAAGGCAGCGCCAAAGGGGAGAAGGUCAAGACCGAGAGCGAGCCCAGGGAGAUCAAAAAGCCCCCAGAGGUGGAGGAGUCCAACUCGGAGGACGAAGCCUCCUUCAAGACAGAGUCUGUGCAGUCGAGCCCAUCCAACUCCAGCUCCAGCUCCGACUCGAGCUCGGACUCGGACUUCGAGCCUUCCCAGAACCACAGUCAAGGCCCCCUGCGCUCCAUGGUGGAGGACCUGCAAUCCGAGGAGUCCGACGAGGACGACUCUUCGUCAGGCGAGGAGGCCUCUGGCAAGACGAACGCAGGGAGGGAUUCCAGGUUGAGCUUCAGUGACAGUGAGAGUGACAACAGCGCCGACUCCUGCCUGCCCAGCCGAGAGCCCCCUCCCUCCAAGAAACCACCCCCACCCAACAACAAGGCAUCAGGCCGGAGGAGCCCGGAGUCCUGCAGCAAGCCCGAGAAGAUCCUCAAGAGGGGCACCUAUGACAAGGCCUACACGGACGAGCUGGUGGAGCUACACCGGAGGCUGAUGGCCCUGCGGGAGCGCAACGUGCUGCAGCAGAUCGUCAACCUGAUUGAGGAGACCGGCCACUUCAACGUCACCAACACCACCUUCGACUUCGAUCUCUUCUCCCUGGAUGAGACCACCGUGCGUAAGCUGCAGAGCUACCUGGAGGCCGUGGCCACAUGACCCCGGGCCGGGUGCCGGGCCCUGUUGGCUGGGGCCCUGGGCGGCUGCAUCUGGGCCCCGCCUUCCUCCUCCGCUCUCGACUCCCCCACCCGCAGCACUGCCUUAGUGACCGCCCUGUCCUCGGCCCACACGGCCAGCUGCACUUUCCUCGUCGGCUCCCGGCCCACCGUCCCCACCACCUUAGCGGGAGCCCUGAGGCUGAGCGGGGGCCGGCCAGCGCCGCUGCUCCCCAACACGCAGGGGCCGUCCCCUGCGCCCCACUCGGAAAGCAGCGGGUGUUGAAGGCAGCACCGGCCUCGCUUCAGAAGGGGAGGAAAGGUGGCCGGUGGUGGGGCCCUCGCUCCAAGGAGGGGCGCGUGGCCUGGUCUCACUUCCCGGGCCUCUCUGAGCAGCCAGGGCACUGCCUCCAGCCUCCCCGAACGGUUCACACCCCCCCCAGUGCCCCCCCCCCCCCCCCGCGCCCCAGGAGCGCAGAGGGCCGCAGCCCCCCGCGGGCUCUCACUGUGCUGGGACUCUCUGUAUAGUUCUCUCUAG
This is a messenger RNA of Mustela lutreola (European mink), 2405 nucleotides long. RefSeq names its product MLLT1 super elongation complex subunit (gene MLLT1). Bases 201 to 1871 code for a protein of 556 amino acids. The transcript has 12 exons. Gene Ontology annotation, cellular component: super elongation complex. NCBI's taxonomy places the organism in Eukaryota, Metazoa, Chordata, Mammalia, Carnivora, Mustelidae. The record is from RefSeq and is a predicted model, not a curated record. Gene Ontology annotation, biological process: regulation of DNA-templated transcription.